Molecule: messenger RNA, 3292 nt
Organism: Ostrea edulis (European flat oyster)
Lineage: Eukaryota; Metazoa; Mollusca; Bivalvia; Ostreida; Ostreidae
Product: adhesion G-protein coupled receptor G6-like
Exons: 6
Coding region: 189-1031 (280 amino acids)
Molecular function (GO): serine-type endopeptidase activity
Source: RefSeq, a predicted model, not a curated record
GGAACUGAAAAAAAUCUCCGGGUCAUCGGCAAGGUAAACCUAUUCGUGACCAGUCUUUCACUGAAACAGACGACAGAAGGCCAAAAAUGGAAAUAUUCUGAGGACAGAUUUUAUACUAAACGGCCAUGUCGCCUGGUCCACCGGAUUAAAUCAGCCAAAGGAUUCUAAAUGGUGAAUCUACACGUGUUAUGGCCAAUGGAUGCUCAAAUCAAAGACGAUUCCUGAUAGUAGCAGCUUUCAUAUUACUGGCUAUGGAAUUAAAGACAACACUAUGUCAACAAGUAUGCAGUAGUUCGCCGAUUUUAUUGAGAGCUGAACACUAUAAAAAGUUCGCCCAUACACCAAAUUAUCCCAGAAAAUAUCCAAAGAAUGUGUUCUGUAAAUGGACAAUCAAGGCAGAUCCAGGGUAUACGAUCAGAUUUAAAGUGGAACAAUCCUUUAUAGAGGCUCCCACCAAUGGCUGUAUCGGAGACUACGCGGAAGUCUUUGAUGGUAAUACGAGCAAGCGGACAUUCUGUGGGUCCGACACACCGGAAGUCAUCAGUACCACUGACGUGUUGCAUGUGGUCUUUGAAUCGGACAGCUGGGUGGAGACGAUGGGGAUGAAUUUCUCUUACUACUCAGGUAAAAUUUUUCCCACGAUUAACCCGACAACUGUUACUCCUAAACCCAAGGCUAAACAAACAAAUAAAGUAACUCUCUUUGUCGCUAUCGGAGCAGCGGUACUGUGUUCCGCACUUUUCGUUAUUGUCCUCUGUGUCUGUAUGAAGCGGUGCGGAUGUCCAUGCAAAAACACUGUUCAAACUGUACAACCUUUCACUAGUGACGGUGGAAGUUCUUUACCAACGGACGAAGUGAUAUCCUUAAGGGUUUUGUCUCCUCCACCCUACAUUUCAAGGUCACCACCUUCGAUAGACAGUCCAACGAAUUCUUCUUCCCCACCCCCACCAUAUUCUCUCAAUGAUCCACACCCGGGUGUUGGUCAGACGGACAGUUUACCGAGCUACCCUGGGGAGGUUAGUCGGUACUGACGCAAUAUCAGAAUUAUGAUGAAGAUAGUCAAAUCAUCACUGUGUUCAAGUACAUUUUCCGUCCAUAUCUGAUAGUGUUUUGUGCCAAAAAUAUGCAAACUAUUAAAACUGAUGUAAUUCCGUGAAGGGAUGAAAGUGUAUUGAAGACAUUCUUCAUAUAUAAUAUCUAUAUAUUUCGCAGUGUGCUAAAUUCCUUGUUAUGUUUUUGUUCCCUUGUACAUUAUUGAAGUUGAUCUUAUUUGUUAACGUGCACAUCUCUUUUCGUUCGUUAAGUGGCAAAUAUACGUUUUUAUACGCCCGCCAUUAAGUGGGAGAUAUUAUGGUACAGCGAUAUCUGGGUAUGUCCGUCCGUCCGUUUAGGGUUUUCUGUUUGUAUUUUCAUUUUCCUGUCACAUAUUAAGCUGAAACUAGCUAUUUGCUUUUUGUGGGUCACUCUAGAUCAUGUUGCAAAUUUGAUCCAUUUCAACCUCUCAUGCAGGAGUUUUUGUCCCUAUAUUUCAAGUUUUAUGUUAUGGUUUUUCCGUCUGAUAAUCCCACAGUUUCAAGGUUAAGACUUUCUUAUUUUACAGAAUGUUUGAAUCAAUUCUGCAGAUGUGUAUAUUGCAAGGAUUUUCAUUUUCUUUUUAAAGAGAAUUACAGGUUGUAUUUCGUCAGUUUUGAUUAGAUAUUACAAAGUGAGUACAUGAUUUGCGCAUCUAACCCCUCUCACAGUUUUCAAGCCUUUGUAAAGAAAGGCGUUUGUAAAGAAAUUGAAGAUGUGGGUUUUGCAAGGAUUUUGAUCCCCAACAAUUUUCUUUGAUGUAUGAACAAAAUUACUUGUUGUUUAUGUGAAAUAUGGUACACACAUAGUUCUUGUUAUAUUGUGAUGUUCAUUUACUGAUGCGUUACAAAGGAAAGCAUGUCACACGUUAUUGAUGGCUGAUACUACCUUAAGUAAAAUUCUACGAAUGGUGGCAUUUUUGCAAUGUUUGCUAAUCAAUUUGAUAGAUAAACACCCUACGUAAGCUUGUGACGGGCCUAUACAUCGUUUCCCGCUCUCCUACAUAAGUUUGUGACGGGUCCAUGCAUCGUUUCUGGUUCUCUUAUAAACUUGUGACGGGUCCAUACAUCAUUUCCGGUUCUCUUCUUUCAUAGAAUGCGAAAAAGAUUUAGGAAUUCAAUGCUUGAUUUAUUUGUUUGCUUUGAGAUCGAAAAUUGCUAGGAUAUUGCCUCGAUUUUCUAACUCUCUAUAACAUGACCUUUUGUGAUAACAUUUGAACUGAAUACAUGUAUACUUCAUACUUGGCGAAAUGAAAGGUCAAAGCUAUUUAACGAAGAAAACACGAGGUGACGAAAUAUGCCAGUUUAUAAUUUUAUUACUUCCCAUAUUUCUGUUUGCCACUUAGCUAUAAUAACUUUUAUUAUGAUAUCAUAUUAUUUAAAGCAUGUGAUUAGUCGAUUGUUGUCAGUAUAGUAUUUACAGACAGAAUUGUUGUCACGUGAUUCUGUUAUACUAUACUGAAAAUAAAACAUAUACAAACUCAAAUAUAAAAGAAAUCUUAUUAUAUUAGGAUGGGGUUUAUAAAGGUUUUAUUUUUUAAAUAAUAAGGCUUAUAAACAUCUGUUUUGGGCAGUAUAUAUAUUCUAUAAUGUUUUCAUAACAGAAUCUCAUGACAAUAAUCGACCAAUACAGGCUUUUUACUUAAUAAAUACCUGGUAAAUAAUCUUCUACUUUUAAAGUGUUUGGUAAAUCAUAAUAAAAGAAUUAUAUCAUAUUGAUAUAGUCAGUAUACCCUAAUCAGGUCGAUGAUAUCAUGUAUUGAUUCAUUUAAAUGUUAUGAUUGUAUGCAUGUAAUGCGAAUAUGUGUUUUUACCUAUACGCGCAAAGAAAAUUACUCGAAUUACAGUUGUUUUUAUAAGGAAAAAAACCUUCAUAUCAUAGGCUAAAAUAUAAUACAUUUUCAAAAGUAAGUUAGAAAUAGCAAUAUUUACAACAGCAAAGAAGCUUCAAUAUAUUGUCAAUGGAAUAUAUCCAUGUAUAGAAAAAUCUACACAAGUAGUAAUGUGGUAAAAACAUCACAAAUCUGAGUAUACUCGACUUGUUAUUUUACUUCUUCUGAUUGUAGUACAGUAACACAAUCCUAAGUAUAUAUACGAAGCCAUUGACUGGCAGACGGCCGCAGAGCGGGGGUAUUGUUUUUAUUGUCAUAGAAGAAAGGAGCAAAUAAUAUGAGUUGUUUAUUUUUAGUACAUGUACAAUUGAUUAAAAGAUAUGAAGAGUU